Messenger RNA from Pocillopora meandrina, 10856 nucleotides. The record is from the annotation of a GenBank genome assembly. NCBI's taxonomy places the organism in Eukaryota, Metazoa, Cnidaria, Anthozoa, Scleractinia, Pocilloporidae.
AUGUCGUCUGUGGUUGCUUAUCAAAUUUUUCUGUUUACAACAUUGUUAGUGGAUGGUGGCUGGAGUGAGUGGAGCUCCUGGAGUAUCUGUACCAAACCAGUUGGUGGUAUACAAACAAGACAGAGAGAAUGCACCAAUCCAGAACCAGCACAUGGUGGGAAACACUGCGAUGGGACCGGAGCAAUGCUAAGAGAAUGUAGCAACAUGUCCAGUUGCCAAGAAGGUAGCAUACAAAUUGUAGCCUUUCUGAUUUCAGUGGAUGAAAACUUCUUUGUUGAAACAAAAAUGAACUAAUUCAGGAAUAAAAGCUAUAAUAACAACAAAUGAAUGGAACUGCUAAGGUUGAACUUUAAUCACAUAAUCAUCCACGCAAAGUAUAUGAAAUGCACAAAUUAUCAAAAGUCAGGAGUUCAUUAUAAGUCAGAAAUCCUUCAUAAAUGCACAAACUUUGUACAUGUAUGGAAUUCACCAAGCUUUUCUUGAAAGAAACAAAACAAAUCUCCACUACCAUUAGUACUACAAUAUAGGUACUAAAUUCUUGGAAGAAGCUUUCGCUGAUAUUUGUGGUCGCUCUGUAAGAAGUCUGCACUAUCAGCGCAAUGGCGAUUACGAAUUUUGUUGGACUGCCCGUAAGCAAUACCUUUUUAGCUAAUCCGGUAGUGCUAACUAUCAUCUAAUGUUUAAAAAUGCGAGAGCCUCAGUUAUUAAUAACAUUUUGGCAUUGACCUGCUGGCAAAGAAAAUCAUAUUAGCUUAAAAGGAAAUUCUUCCCCCAUUAACUGAAAAGAAAUCUUUCAACAAUGCAAGGACUGCUGUUACUAGGGUAAUUAUAUGGGGACAUCAUCAACACAAGAACUUACCUAUGCUGAAGUAGUUCACGCUGUUUAUUGUUAUCCUUAUUUGUCAAUUUUUUUUAAUAUUUGAAGAAUUUCCCCUGCGUUUUGAAACAGAGAAGAACCCAUCUGUCGGUACAAUGAAGAUAUUCUCAAACAGCAGCUGGCAAAAGCUGUGUACCAGUCAAUGGGAUGACGCAGAUGAAAAUUCAACCUGCAUGGCCAUGGGCUACUAUAGCAACGCUGUGUAUGCUAAUGACACAAGGUACGCAGAACGUGGCAAUUCCUCAGAGAUGUCCACUCACUACAACUGUACCAUUCCCACCACAUGUCAAAACAACUUGGAAAAGAAACAACAAUUUUGCAAAGGUAAUAAUGAAUUGCACUCAUGUAAUAUCCACAUGAUCUCCAAAGAUGGUAACUUGAUAGAUUUACUCACACUCCAGAUAAGAAAAUUUUUCCGAGAUCAAUGAUUGUUCAUCUUCAGGUAUCUUUUAGGUUCUAAAAGGUAUCUAUCGCUAAAAAUGUAGCGGGUUUCUAUUGUUUACACCCUAAGACGAUUAUAGUUGAAUUACUGCCGAAAGAAGAACCUAGCUGCGCAGUUAUGCAUUUGGGUUUCACGAACUUCAUAACCUCCAAACCCUUCACCAAGUUUCCUUAAAACUAUUGCAUCCUUCUAGUUUCCUUUUUUCUCUCUCUCUCGUGUAACUAGGGAAUUUCACAAUUUUUCACCCUAUUUAUACUUAACUAAACGCCUUUUUCUUGAUUAUUCCGUGAGAAAUGCUUUAAAAUGACUUUCUUGUUUAAAAUGUAAAUCACCCUUUUGUGUUCUACGAAGGCAAAGAAAACACGUCUUGAAUGUUCCAAAAUUGUUGAAAAAACAUCUAAUUUUACAAUUUAAAACGCAGUCACGAAGCAAUGAAAAAGAGGUUUGUCGUAAAACAUUGCAGCAAGGAAACCAUAUCGUGACAACGAACGAUGCGGCCAACGUUCGAAUACUGAAUGAUUUGCACCCGAAUUUCCCUUAAAAACACUUAGACAGGCGUGAGCUAUUUAUCAUUUCAUGAUUUAUAGGCAUUCUUGAUUCAUGAUAAUUAGUGUUUUCCAUCUUAACGGAUUGAACUUUUUGUAAUUUCAUAAGUUCCUGUUCGCUUGAAUGGCGCAAAUGUGGAGUAUGGAGGAAGAGUGGAAGUGUUUUACAAGGGGAAAUGGGCAAAGAUAUGUAGGAAUAAAUGGGACUUUAAUGAUGUCAAAGUUAUUUGUCGUCAACUUGGCUUUGAAGAGGCUUUGGCGGAAUUCAUUGGGUCAGACAUAAAGGCUGAGGGAAUACCUUUUGCAAUGUCCGAUGUCUCUUGCACCGGGGAAGAGUUUGAACUUGCAUCAUGCGAUCGCAUCGAUGGAAAGUUAAAUAUUCCACCUCAAUGUCAGUCGGAUGACAAGGGUUCUCAAGCGCUGUGUCAACCAAGUAAGCAACUAAAUUUUUUGGUCUGAUUAGGUAUUCUGGUUUUCGUGGUUAUUUUUCUUCUUGCCAUUGACCUUCUAAAGUAGAGGGAAAUCAGAGUAAAUUGAGAUACACAGAUGACUAGAAGACCAUUUCUAAAAACAUUCUGCUAAAGUAUGACUUGCGGACAAGCAUAUACCUGUUCGCAGACUUUACGCUCAAGAUAGCGACAUGACAUCGACUGGGGAUAAAAUGACUUAGUUUAGUUUAGGGUAAAAAUGACUCAGAUGAUUUUGAUUUUAUCAACCGAGUUGAUAAUGUUAAUUUGCCCCCGUAAAGAGUUUCAAAGCUGAAUUUCGAGCGUUAGCCCUUUGUCAUGGCGGGUGUUAUACUCCCCCACGGACGUAGCACCACAGUUUCUUAAGAGAGGAUGUCAGCAUCCAUAGAACAAAUUUGAAAUAUUGUGGCAAGUCGCCAAAAUUCGUUUUCUCUCCGACUUUCAUAUUUUGUAGCCCAAUAUGUCCUAGAUAAUUGUCCGACAUACUUUUAUUAUGUCGAAAAGUAGCACCAAAACAAAGACAGUGACCGAUAUAACAGAAUUUACUGAGCUUCUAGCUUUUAAAAGACAAAAGGAUGGUUAUAAAGUUACUGUAAAAAUUUCCUUGUGUAUUUGUGUUGUUCUAUCGUGAGACGAACUCAAAGUCCGGCAUUAAAUUUAGGGUCUGUUUAGAUGGAGGUGGGGGACCUCAGGUCGCCUGUCAAUAUAAUUUCUUGUUUUAUUUUGAUCACGUUUGCAUGAUAGGUGGGGUAGGUAGGGUAACCCUGUCAGCAAUUUGCUAUGUAAACGUCUCAAGGCGGGGUAACCCGCCUAGCCGGGGUAGCGUUCAUGACAAAAAGCUCAAAAGCGAAAUAUGUAUGUUUUAAAACUUUGUACAUACCCUAGCCGUCUCAUGGCAGAAAUCAUCAGAAACCGUAACGGACACACAAGGAGUGUAAAAUGUUCACAUUUCGAAAUAUUUAGCGUUCCCAAAAUAUUCCGUUUAAAGUAUUAAGUCAACGGUUCCUCGCGAAACCAAACACCGCGUAAUACAACGUGUGACGCUUUCAUGAACAAAUACAUUUGUGAGCGAGGAUUAAUUUUCCAUCUUUUUCGAGAUGUGAGCUUGGGACACCUCUGGGUAGACUCCCUAAUUGCAAGCGCAACAACAACCUCAAGAAACCUCACCCCAGCACCCCGGGGUUUUAAGAUUGCAUGUAAACGCGUUUUAUUUUUCGACCACGGUUAGGCGGGUUACCUCACCUACCUGGGGUCCCCCACCUCCAUCUAAACAGGCCCUUGCCUACUUGUCGCCAUCGUUUAGUAGCAUAAAUCACAACAAUUUGUAAACAAAUAUCUGACAUAACACUCUUACCCUAUUUAUUUAUGACUUUAUUAGCUGUUUCGAUGAUCAAAUUAUGCCCUACCUCAUUUUAGCCAGAUUUAAAAUCUUCUCCACGUUAUUAUAUCAGUUGCAUGACAAGCGUGACACAUAAAUUCAAGGAUGAGUCAACCUCCGAAUUACCAAGAGAUAGGUUUUUUUCCCCUCUUUGCAUAUCUGCAUAUCUAUAAAAACCUUCCAAGAAUUACUGUAUUCAGAAAACUAAAAUAUCCAGAUCCAUCCAUGGUUCCUUUGCCGGUGGAAGUCAAAGAAUGUUCACAAAAGUCAAUUCGAUUGACAAGCUCCAUACUGAUUUAGUUAAUUGUUCUGUUGUGUAAGCGUCUCAUCUUACAUGCCAACAUGGAGAUUUGCUGUUCAUUUAAAUCGUUCGCUGGUGGGACUUUUGGGUAUCGUUAUCGAGAAGACCGACGUUGCAUAUCUCAGGUCGUUCCCUUGCGUAGUUGUAAAAAAGACAUUUCAAGUCACUUGCGGAGAUCCAGAAACUGAAGUUAAUCUUAUUUUGUCGCGAGCCGGCAUCUUCGAGACACCAAAAGAUACCGAUAAUUUCACAAUCUGCCCCACUCGUAGAUCAAAUAUCGGUACCGGUGUUGGGUGCCUAAAGAAGUGUACGGCCGUGGUAAAGGUAGGGUUGAGUCGAUUCCAAAAGCUGAUUGGAGAAUUGGCAAGCAUGUAUCACAGAUAGUACGCAAGACGUCUGGAAAAUUCACUGUACCACCUUGUGCAAAAUUACGCGUUCCGUCAGACUUAGGUCUCGAUUGGGAAUUGGUCAAUACACACCCUGUCAGCACCCAGUAACCCGCUUUUAACUGCUACGCCGCUACUGAAACAACGAUUAGUAGCCACAAAAGUGACACAUUCAAAUAUUGUCAAUUCAACAUAAACAAAAAUCUUCAUACAGGGUAAAUAUUCAUUUUUGUUGGGAUCAAUUAUUGCGUGACUAGCUUAUGAUAUAAAUGGGGUAGGGGAAAACACAACUUAAAACCUGGGCUCCUGGCAAAAAGUAAUACCGAAGCGUAAUAUAGUAACCGAAACAGCUUCUUGGUCUUAAAAAAUCAUAAGUAAACAAGGUAAGAGUGUUAUGUUCGAUUUUUUUUUACAAAUUGUAGUGAUUUAUGCCAAUAAACGGUGGCGACAAGUAAGCAAAUUUUGCCGGACGUUGAGUUCGUCUCACGAUAGAACAACACAAAUACACAAGGAAAUUUUUACAGUAACUUUAUAACCAUCAGCAGAUUCUGUUAUAUCGGUCAUUUUUGAAACUGUCUUUGUUUUGAUGCUACUUUUCGACAUAGAAAAAGUAUGUCGGACAAAAAUAUUUACCAAAAAAUAAAUAUUUCUUUGCUAGCUUCAAUACUGAGAGGGAUUAAGUUUCGAUGAUGAAAAAAGAUUAUGUUGACAGAAAUAUCGGAGGUCAAGUAAAUUCGUUACAUGAGGUCACGCACUCGGGUGAUAUUCACGGUGAAAAUUUGCAUAUUUGAGCGGUCGAACGAAAAAAUCAUUUCUCGAAAACUAAAAUAUAUUUUCACGAAAAAACUACACCAAAAUUAUAACGACAUAUUGGGCUACAAAAUAGUAGGAGUGAAAGCAACUUACCCUCCUCAUUGAUGAUUCAGCUUGGCAUAUCUUUCAUGAAUGUAAUCUGACUGCUCAUAAGAUCACUUGACUUCAGUUAAGGGUUACCUAAUUUCUUUUAACGGGUGACAUAACCUUUUUUGGAUGCGAUAUAAUUCUAUUCAAAGGUUACAUUACUUUGGUAAUGGCUGACAUGACUUUCUUUGGAGUAAUAUAACUUAGUUUUAAGUACAACAAAGUUCCAAAAAUUUCUCAAGUUAAGCUUUAUUAAAGGUAAAUAUAUUCAACUUUUCUCUUCUUGUAGUGUUGAUUACACAGAAUCUGACUUAUUUUGACAUCUUCCACACCGAACCCAUUUUUUUUUUUUUUUGCAGAGAACAAGAAUGUGUUGAAAAGAAAUGAACUCUAUUUUGAUAUUGGUAGCAGAGAAAAGCUUCAUUGCUCUAUAAACAAUAAAACCAAUUACGUUAGAUGGGUCAUCAAUGGGCGAAAGCUUGAAAUAACAAACUCUACUUCUGAAAGGAUCAAGGCUAAAGACAAUGGUGAUCUGUUCAUUGAUGAUGUGCAGCUGUCUGAUGGAGGAAUAUAUGAAUGCCAGAGAUUGGAAUAUGUUCAAUAUUACAUUGUCUACAUAAAUGGUAUGGAAACACAUCUUUUUAUCUUGUAGAAAUAGGCUUAACAUGCAGGGCAAUGUCAUGUAAGACAAGUGCACUUCUGACCUUUCAACAGUAUAGCUACGAUAUUAGUGCUUUUCGUUACUGCUUUCAACAGCAAGAUUUACUCAGAAGACGUUGGACCAACAAACCUUUAUUGCGUACACGUCUGGCAUUAUAAGCUGUAGUGCUGAUGGAACACCAAGUCCACAGAUUUCUUGGAGUAAGAAAGGAGGAAAGUCCUUAGACCCGAGACGAUUCACUCCAACAUCCAACGGCAGCCUGCGUAUUGGUUUUGUAAAGCCUGAAGACGAUGGAACAUUCAUCAUCUGUACCAUGACACAAACUAAAGGACCACAGAGGGUCUCAAGCAGAGAGAAAAAACACACUAGUGACAGUUAUAAGUGAGUGACUAAUGAGAUAAUAUAUAGAAAGUCACAAAGUCAGUCCUUCAAAUGUAAUUAAUUUAAUUUACUCAUUUUCAAAACCUUUUCGCUGCUCAUACUCACAAGUACGUGAGGUUACAUUUUAUCGUGAAUAUGUUCGUUUUCGUUGUUUGAAAGUAGGGUUGUCAUGUUAAAAAAUUAUACUUAGGUUAUUUGUGAACGGUGUAGUUUCCUCGUCAUGACUCAAAGUAAGUGCCCUGUGACGAAGUUUAUAGUUUCUUUUCAAACUGGUAAUGUGCCUAAAUCGACUUCGGUUGGUCUUGGUGACAAAUUCACUUUCUGAAUGCAGUAUAAUCGUUUGUCUCGCCAUGAAGAUACUUUGGAUAUGGAUCGCGACUUUUUGACUGCAUAUUGUGUCUUCUUCCUGUUAUAAGGUCGGUAGAUAUGCAUGACCUUAUGAAACUCUCUGUUUGGCUGUGAUUGACUGGAAUCCCACACAGGUUUCGAUUGGCACACUUUGACCAAAUGUUCUUCCGGAGUCCACUGUCGCAAAGUUAUCCUGUUUUUGUGUUUCUUGUGGUCAGCAUUCAUAUUUUUGGGAUGUCUAUCCCAAUGUCCAAUUUAUGCUGUAACAGUCUCAUGUGGAUGGCCUCUUUUACCCUGCGUUUAAUAAUAACAGGAUCACUAUCAAUAUACUCUACCUCAGUCCAGAGCAGGUGGUUUCCACGUGUCUCCUGAAACUGCAGAGGCCUUUGUCUUAGCAUGUCGUUUCUCGAUCUGCCAUAUUGCUCGUUGAACCUUACUUCCAUAGGUCUGCCUGCUCCGCCGAUCUAAACUUUGCCGCACUCACAUGGAAUCUUGUAAACCACGGGCUCUUGUUUUAAAGAUGCAGUGCCAUGGAUGGCGGGUGUGUUGUUACUAUUUGUAACAUCAGUGAAGUGAAUGAGAUGCUCUCGGUUCUUCAAAUGCUGUAGGAAGCCAUCAGCGUUUUCGCGAACCAAGAUUGUGAAUGUGUCAUAUGCAUAACGUUUCCAGAUCCUUCGCUGGUAAGAUGAUAAGGUUAUCGAUUGCUCCUAUAACUCUAUAUGUGGAGAUUAGCAAUAACGGCGGAGACCAUACUUCCUAUGGCUGCGCCUUCUGUCUUACGUAGACUGGUGGUCCGAGAUAAUAGGAGUAUGUAGACCUCAAUACGAAGUUCGAAAGGUUCGCGAUCUGACAAACGAUUAUACUUCAUAUUAAGCGCUACUGUCAUCAUCAAAUGUUCAUUUAGUUACUGCGUCUAAUGUGUUCAAUGUAAAUGAUAUAGUAACACCUCCGAUUUUCCAGUAAUAUGUUAUUUAUUUACCUUUAAGUUCGACCAAAAGUUUGUAUUUCUGGAGCAAGCAAUCUCAUCAUAGAAGGAAGCAAUGUAAACUUGACGUGUAAAGUUGUGGAAGGUCGGCCUGAACCACGGAUCACCUGGCUCAAGAAUAAUACAUUGCAAAGAGAGAGUUUGUCUCUCUUCUUUUCUAAGAUAACAAAGGAGGACGAAGGGCGGUACACUUGUAAGGCAGAGAAUGAAGCAGGAAAUUCUACCAAAGACAUUGACAUUUCUGUAAAGGGUGUGUUUGUAAAGCUCAACUGUAUUAUAAAUCAAUCAUGCAUUUGAUAUGCCUACGGAAAGCGAAUCAAUAGCCAGUGGGCCUGACUCUAGAUCAAGGUUUCUGGGUCUGAGCCAAGGGUAAGGUAAUUGUAGAAAACUAUCAGAAAGAUUUUAAAAAAUGCAAGGGCUUUCAGCUAUUAUCUGCGACUGAAUCACCAGUGAGGACCAGGUCCUGGAUGAAUAAUUUUUUCAGAACGCUUCCUUAGUUAUUUAUUGCGAAGAAUUGGAAGGUCUUUAUAAUUGUUCCUUUGUUCCCGCUAUAAUAAUUUGAUGAUAUCAUGGCUAAGUUAGUAAUAUAGCCUGACUGACAUGGUUUUUGGAUGGAUUUGUUUGAUAUGGUAAAAAAGUGGCUCGUUGUCUUCUUCUCCUUCUUUUUUAAUGUUUUUUAUAAUUGUAAUUUUUUUUUUUUUUUUGGGGGUGGGGGAGGGGGCGGAAGGUUGGGUGGCUUCUUAUUUUGUAAUUUGUGUUUACAUGCUUACUUUGCAGUUCCACCCCAUGUUCGUGAUGAGUCUAGAAAUCUCACCAUUGAAUUUGACUACCCUUUUAUUAGAGAGUGUUAUUUCAGAGGUGACCCACAAGUAUCUGUCUACUGGACCAAGGAUGGAGUGCUAAUUAGUAAAAACAACACCUUGGUUAUAAGACAAGCGACGUUUAAAGAUAAAGGCUAUUAUGAAUGUACUGCUAAAAAUGAUUAUGGCGAAGCAAACUCUUCCUUCUGGAUCGAUGUCACAGGUAAACCCAAAAUUGUAGUUUAUGUCAUUUAUCAAACUUGUAACUUAACAGAGCGUUAGUUUUAAAGUUUAAGCCAAAUUUAAAUAGACCUAUUUUUUUCUCUUUUCAUCCAUUUCCUGGUGACUUAGAGUUGAUUCUGACUUACAGACACACAGAUUGUAAAUGAAGAUAAAUCCGUAACCAAAGAAAUGAUUAAAAACACCUCCCGCUAUUAAGGAAUUCCAAAUCCUGUGGUCCACUCUAACAUUUUUAUCCUUGGACGCAUGUCAAAAUACUCAAUUUGGAGACGUCAAAUAACAGAUUUCCUUUUUUUUUAUCACAGAAUGCAAAUGUUUCACAUUGUUUUGAUCAUCAUUGCCUAAUGACUUUUCAAAUUCAAUAUAUACUGCUAAAAAAAAUAAAACUGAUAGUCAUUAAACAUAUAGGUUUUUAACAUCACACUCAACAACCAGAAAGAUCAAAUUGCUCUAUGAGCAAACUCGGGAAUUGACACAUGAUUUUUUGGAUUAUGUUAUCUGGUUUAGGGAAUUUUGUGGUUGAUUGUCAUAUCUAGAGUACGAGCAGUAGUUCAGUGUUCGCUAAUGUAGCAAAGAAACAAAGUAACGUGGGGAUAAGAAGGCAUUACAGUUGAAAUGAUCAUGCUAUUACAUUUGACAAGGGUGGAUGAUGUCAUGUGUUUUAAACGUAUAUCAUUUUUUUUCUGGUUCAAAAGAAAAGGUUGAAAGUAAAUGUGUGUGAAAAGUGAAAUUUACUGUCUAUCAUUGUAAAUAUUAGAAAAUCAAGGCAAUACUGUCUUAAUGAAAACAUUAAAGAUUCCCUCUUUAUCAAAUGAGACAAACGGGAACGAGUUUUGAGUGAUAUAACUAAGCCAAGACUGUCACCGUCAUUUUGGAUCUCCGCCUGGGUAGAUUUUAGUCACGUGCUAGGCAACGUAUAAUCAAUAACAAGAUAGAAUUUCAUUUCAGGCCUGUUUAUCAAUUUUGUGGUGUAUAACUUUCGCAUUUUAGUACAUAAAAUGUAUUUUGAAUCUUCAAAUUGUCUUGAAACUUAAAAGAAAAUUGUUCUUUAAAAAUUCACUGAAAAUCGGUAGCUAAAAUUGUUUGUUUAGGUGUUAUUUGAUUUUCGUGUUAACUUGUAAUUUCGUCAGUCCCCGGCACCUUUUGUUGCUUCACACAGGAAAAACAAAUUUUGUCCUCAACUCACGCCAUAACAGAAAAAGCUUUUGAACAUCUGUAAACUCCGAGCGCUUCGCAGUAAGUGAUAUUUUCAAGGAAUCUUCGGAUUGUUUUCAAGUUCAAGGAUUAUAAAUUACAAUUUUAUGAAAAACGAAGGUUGUCUGUUAUUUCAGUGUGAAUCUUUGCAUGCCUGCCAGUCGCUGGCGCCGCUUGUUGAAACUAAAACGAAAAAAAACUCCUUUAAGAUUAUCAUUGGCUUCUUUUUCACCCCACCACUAUUCUUAGCAACAAAGGUCGCUAUUCCGUUUUUUUAUUGCUCGCCAAAAACUAUCAAAUGCACUCAAAAGCCUAAAAUCGAAAAAAAGUUUACAGGAAUCUGUUUACGCGCAAUUCACGAGUUAAAAAAAAUGAAGGUUAUUGGCACAACUGGGACAACUUAUGGCAAAACAAUAUCUUUUUUUUAUUCUGAACGCGAAGAAAACCUUUUUAAAAAAAAAUUGACCUUGGUUAAAAAUAGACUUGAACAUCGCGUUUCUUGUUUUGAUUUUGUUGUUGUUGUUGUUUCGUCGUUUUAUCAAAGGUUAGAUAAAUGGGGUUAAAGUGGAUUAUACAAACCUUAUUAAUUUUGGAUUUUUUUUUAUUGAAGUAUUUCCACAGAUUAUAGAGCCUCCGAUAAACCAGUCUGUUACUGAGGGAAACUCUGUGAACUUUAGUUGCCGAGCCACAGGUGUGCCAACACCAACAUUAGUCUGGGUUUUUAAUAAUGGUGACCUGCCAUCUGGUAUCAAUCAAUUCAAUGACAAAGGAGAAUCAUUCCUGGAAUUUUUAAGCGUCACAAAAGGGAUGGAAGGGACUUACAAGUGUGAAGCGAAAAAUAAAGCAAAUACAACUAGUUCCUCUGCAACACUGCGUGUAUACGGUAAGUUUAAUGAUAAUGACGAUAAUGAUGACGAUAACGAUAACGAUGACGCUGACUUUGACGAUGAU